Cynoglossus semilaevis (tongue sole) is the source of this 4440-nucleotide messenger RNA. It is a transcript of the gene usp25, whose product is annotated as ubiquitin specific peptidase 25. The transcript has 26 exons. Lineage: Eukaryota; Metazoa; Chordata; Actinopteri; Pleuronectiformes; Cynoglossidae. Bases 204 to 3734 code for a protein of 1176 amino acids. Gene Ontology annotation, biological process: protein deubiquitination. Gene Ontology annotation, cellular component: cytosol; nucleus. The record is from RefSeq and is a predicted model, not a curated record. Gene Ontology annotation, molecular function: protein binding; cysteine-type deubiquitinase activity.
GAGCCCACAUCUCAGGCAGGGAGGAGCAAUGUUUUCAUGCCUGCCUUCGACCUGCAGUAUUCACUGUGUUAUGGCGCCCAUAAUGUUGCAGAAGAAGGAGUGGACCUCGUAGCGCCGUAUUUUGAAUCAUUCGGGCGUGAGGUACCGUGUGCGUUUGGACGCUCUGGUUUGAAUUUCAUUUCAACUUCACUUUUGAACCGGCCAUGACCGUGGAGCAGAAUGUCCUCCAGCAGCAUUCUCAGAAGCAUCAGCAGACACUAUUAAACCAGUUGAGGGAGAUCACGGGAACCACUGACGUUCAGCUACUUCAGCAAGCUCUGCAGGUGAGUAAUGGAGACCUAGCCGAGGCUGUAGCUUUCUUGACUGAGAAGAACGCCAAGGUUCCUCAGCAAGAUGAGACUACCUACUACCAGACGUCCCAAGUGGCCAGUGACAGGUAUAUCAGUGUGGGCAGCCAAGCAGACACAAAUGUCAUCGACCUGACUGGAGAUGAUAAAGAUGACCUACAGAGGGCAAUCGCUCUCAGCCUGGAGGAGUCCAGUCGUGCGUUCAGGGAGACGGGCAUCACUGAUGAGGAGCAGGCCAUCAGCAGAGUUCUGGAGGCCAGCAUAGCAGAGAACAAGGCGAGUUUGAAGCGCACCCACACAGAAGUAUGGAGCGACUCACCCAACCCACAUGAUAGGAAGAGGAUAGAAAACUGCCCUGUGGGGCUGAAGAAUGUUGGCAACACCUGCUGGUUCAGUGCUGUCAUACAGUCUCUGUUCAACCUGCUGGAGUUUCAGAGGCUGGUGCUCAACUACUCUCCACCAGCCAGAGUCCACGACCUGCCCCGCAAUCAGAAGUUAUGUGACUGUGACCAGGAGCAUAGGAACCUGCCCUUCAUGCAGGAGCUCCGGCACCUCUUCUCUCUCAUGGUGGGCUCUAAACGGAAGUAUGUGGAUCCAUCGAGAGCAGUGGAAAUCCUCAAAGAUGCCUUCAAGUCCAGUGAAUCACAGCAGCAGGAUGUCAGCGAGUUCACCCACAAACUGCUUGACUGGCUGGAGGAUGCUUUCCAGAUUAAGGCUGAGGAAGACAGGGAAGGUGAAAAACCAAAGAACCCUAUGGUGGAGCUUUUCUACGGUCGCUUCCUAGCUGUGGGUGUCCUGGAAGGUAAAAAAUUUGAGAACACAGAGAUGUUUGGACAGUACCCGCUGCAGGUAAACGGCUUCAAAGAUCUCCACGAGUGUCUCGAGGCUGCAAUGAUCGAGGGUGAGAUCGAGUCGCUGCACUCGGCAGAGAACUCCGCCAGGUCUGGACAAGAGCACUGGUUCACAGAACUCCCUCCUGUGUUGACCUUUGAACUGUCGAGAUUUGAAUUCAACCAAGCACUCGGACGACCUGAGAAGAUCCACAACAAGCUGGAGUUUCCUGCCAUGCUCUACAUGGACAGGUACAUGGACAGAAACCGAGAUGUUACACGAAUCAAGAGGGAGGAGAUCAGGAGGCUUAAAGAACAUCUGACACUGCUCCAGCAGCGACUGGAGAGGUAUCUGAGUUAUGGCUCUGGCCCCAAGAGGUUUCCUCUGGCAGAUGUCCUCCAGUAUGCCAUGGAGUUUGCCUCUAGUAAGCCUGUGUGCACUUCUCCAGUUGAGGAUAUCGACUCGUCUACGCCCCCUGGUGGCGCAACAGGACAACAGUUGCCCCCACCAAGCAUAGUGGAGCACGACUCCUUGCCCCCUCUAGAGACUUCAGGCUCAGCUUCAGGUCCCACCCCAGCUCCUGCUGUGGCCCAACAACAGAGAGUGCCCAUACAUAAACCCUUUACCCAGUCCCGCCUUCCUCCUGACCUGCCUAUGCACCCUGCCCCACGACACAUCACUGAAGAAGAGCUGAGGGUGCUUGAGAGCUGUUUGCAUCGUUGGAGGAGUGAAGUGGAGAAUGACACUCGAGAUCUGCAGGGCAGCAUAACCAGAAUCCACAGAACCAUUGAACUAAUGUACUCAGACAAAUCAAUGAUGCAGGUCCCAUAUAGGCUUCAUGCCGUGCUCGUCCAUGAGGGCCAGGCCAACGCAGGCCACUACUGGGCCUACAUUUAUGAUCCUCAUCAGCGCUGCUGGAUGAAGUAUAACGAUAUCUCUGUGACUAAGUCGUCCUGGGAGGAGCUGGUCAGAGACUCGUUUGGAGGCUACCGUAAUGCCAGUGCCUACUGUCUCAUGUACAUCAAUGACAAGAAGCCCUUUCUUAUAGAAGAAGAGUUUGAUAAGGAAACGGGGCAGAUACUCAGUGGCAUGGACAAACUGCCUCCUGACCUGAAGCAUUACGUGAAGGAGGACAAUGAGCUCUUUGACAAAGAGGUUCAGGAGUGGGACAUCAUGCAGGCUCGCAAGAACCAACAGGAGAAGCUGGCACUGGCCACAGCGGCAGCAGCAGCAGCUGCUGCUUCUUCAGCAGCUUCCACCACUUCCUCCUCUCCUCAGCCCAUGAGUGUUGGAUCCAGCCCUCCAGAAAACACAGCAGUUCCCCAGCAGGACCCAGAGUACAUGGAGCAGCCGUCACCCACGAAUGACUCCAAGCACCUGCAGGAGGACACUGAGCGCGCCAUCUCCAGAGCUGUGGCAGAACAGGACGAGAGAAAUCCUGAAGCUGUGUUAAACGCUUCUGUCCCUUAUCCUACUUCCCCUCAGCCUGAGGUCCAGGUGAGCAGCCCCUCUACACCUCCUCCUGACCUGGUCAUGGAGGAUGAGUCCCCUUGUCAGCGCACCGUAGAGGUGGCCAUUCCCAAUGUGGGGACAUUUGUCAUUGAGUCAGAAGAGGGGGGUUAUGAUGACGAGGCAAUGAUGACCCCCAACAUGCAGGGUGUAAUCAUGGCCAUUGGCAAAUCCAGCAGCAUUUAUGAAAAGAAUGGGCCUGAGGCAGCAUUUUUUAAGGCCAUAAAGCUGGAGUAUACGCGCCUUGUGAGAUUUGCCCAGGAGGACACGUCCCCCGAGAAUGACUAUCGACUGCAGCACGUCAUUGUCUACUUCAUUCAAAACCAAGCUCCUAAAAAGAUCCUGGAGAGAACUCUGCUCACACAGUUUGCUGACAGGAACCUGGCCUUCGAUGAGAGAUGCAAGAGCAUUAUGAACGUGGCACGUGCCAAACUGGACCUAAUUAAGCCGGAGGAGGUCAACAUGGAUGAGUAUGAGAUCUGGCAUCAGGACUACAGGAAUUUCCGUGACACGACCGUCUUCAUGCUGACAGGCAUGGAGCUCUUUCAAAAGUCGAGUUAUGUGGAGGCGCUGAUGUAUCUGAUUUACUCCUAUCAAUACAACAAGGAGCUUCUGUCCAAAGGCGUGUACAGGGGUCACAGCGAGGAGUUGCUUGGGUUCUACCGUCGGGAGUGUCUGCUGAAAUUAAACGAACAAGCGGCAGCCAUGUUUGAAUCCGGAGAGGAACCAGAGGUGACGACGGGCCUGGGGAUCAUGAAUGAGCUGGUCGUUCCCUGCAUCCCCCUGCUGCUGGCUCACGACGCAGAGAGAGACCUGUUGGCAGUGGAGGACAUGAGGAACCGCUGGUGCUCUUACCUGGGCCAGGAGAUGGAGUCCAACCUUCAGGAAAAGCUCACCGACUUCCUCCCCAAGUUACUGGACUGUUCGACGGAGAUCAGAAGCUUCCACGACCCUCCCAAGGUUCCGUCCUACUCCACUCUGGAGCUGUGUGAGCGCUUCAGCCGCAUCAUGGCCGCCCUUGGCAGGGUGCCCACGGAGGAGAGAUGAGUUCACAGAGACGGCCCGGCUCGUCUCUCGUUUCACAGGCCCGGCCCUGGGCAGAAAUCCAUGGACUUCUCUUAACCCAUGCCUUCCUUAUAAAUCCAGGGGUCACUCAAUUCUUGCUGUUACUAUUCUGUUACUCUUUAUGCUGCUACCGGUUUUAUCUUGAUAAUUAUUAUGUCGUUUUAAUUUCAAGCAAGACACGAAAGAGGAAGGUUGCUGAGAGUCCAGAACUGUCGGCGGAAAUGCAGGCGGAGACACCGAGGGGGUUAAAAGGAAGAAAAAGAACUGUGGUGAUCCUGCAGUGGUUAAUAUUUAAGCACAUUCUGCUUCAGCUUUGUUGAAAAAGUUUGAGGGUUUUUUUCCACAGGUCACGACUGUUGUUAUUGCCGUUUGAUUCAAGCUUAUCCAACCACGCUCUUAUCCCCUCCUGAAGCAACCCUCUCCACGUGAAGAGGCCCCCGCCCCCGCUGCUCUGCCUCCCCUUUGGUACAGUAUUACCAUGUUUUGUUUUAUUUUUCUAAGGAAGAAAGGAAGAGAGCCUUCUCAUCUAUCAGCGGCUCGGAGGAUCUCAGAUGGGUCUCGUGUCUUCUCGGACUGCGCCAGACUGAGAUGUUUUAAGUGCUGUGGUAGACAGCCAUGGUCUUCCUGUGGCUUGUUAAUAAAUUGAGAGAAUAAAAUUUUAUUUAUGGCCCUUUUAGGCCAAAUAAAA